UCUCUUACCCCCAUCUCGGUUCGCCAGUCGUCCAAUAUAUAAGUGAAACGGCGCGACGAUUGACAGAACGUACGUCGCUUUUGUCGCUUUUCCGUGUCUUUACUUCUCGCGCGGGUUUCAUCAAGUUCGUACACGUGCACGCCACCGUACACCGUCCAACAACACACGUGUUUCUGCGACGCGCCCCUUGACCUCUUCACACGCCAGUUGACCGCCGAGCGUCCCUCGACCGUCGUCGUCGACCGAUGGUCGGUGCAGCCACCACCGACGCCUCAUCCGGCUAAUUCGUCACUCUUGGCCGAUGCGUCGUGUAAGUCGGUGGUUUGAACGGAAUUCCUCAUCACGAAAUCGCUGUGCAUCGCACGGGAAGUUAUCGAAAGCAAGAAAUUAACGGAUUUCUUGAAACGGGAAGGAAGAAUCAAACAAAAUAUGGAACUGAGAUGGUAUAAAAGGUGCACGAUUCUCAUCUGCCUUUUGGCAACGACGACAAAGGUCGACGGCAUCAGGCCCGAAACCAUUCUCAUGGAUGUUUUCGCGAGACCUUUUGUUGCACAGAAUUGGGCUUCGGAAAAAUGUGUUCGGGACUCUGCGAUUUAUCUGCGGGAGCUCGAAGAAUACACACCCUGGGCGCUUCAAAUGUACGACGCUUCGGUUAAAAUACCGGUUGGCUUGAUCACCGGUAAUCACAAGCAGCUGGGCAAUUACGACGAAUGUUUGCGGGUGAACAGCGGUGAUCGCGGAUUCGUCGGGCAAGCUUGCCGAGCGUCCGUGCAAUUUGUGGUCGCAGCGAACAACGACAGCAAGCCCCGCGAGUUGGACCUGGCAGAUCUGCUCGUCAACGUCGCGAUCGCUUCGAAUUCGACGAAAUGGAGAUCAGGCAUUACGUUGUCUUACGAAUGGAUGUGGUGUGUGCCGUCGACUUGCAACCGUACCGAGGUGCAGAAUUCUCUGGCAGUCGUGCUCGACCCACUCAACGUCCAAGGGCGCGUAGACAUGAUGGUUAACGUUUUCGAGGGCGCCUGUCACACGGCGGAGACCGCACGCGCUACCUGGACCAUCGCCGACUGGUGUUACAUAUCGAUUCUUGUACUGUUCGCAUUGAUCAUUAUAGCCAGCACAGGAUACGACGUCGCUGUAGAACGCCGUCUCGUCACGGGAUCGGACCGAAAAGCUCUCUUCACGUCGUUCUCCCUGCACACAAAUGGAAAAAUUCUGCUUCAAACCGACAGACGCCAAAAUUCGAUCGGUUGUCUGGACGGUUUGCGCUUUCUCAGUAUAUGCUGGAUCAUUUACGGUCACACGUACUACAUGGAGGUAGUCGGCGUCAAAAUGGAUCUCACACAGGUGCCGCGCAUGCAUUAUGACUGGAGCAACAUGCUGGUACUUAAUGCGAACAUCGUCACCGACACUUUUUUCUUACUGAGCGGCAUCCUGCUCGCAUACACCGAGCUGUCGAGGAAGGAGCGAGGAGGAGACACCGACUGGCGCUUCAAUGCGAUUGGUCUUUAUGUGCAUCGUUACGUCAGACUGACGCCGGCUUAUGCGAUGAUGAUCGGUUUCUAUGCCACUGUGUUCGAUAAAUUUGGCACGGGUCCGCACUGGAACACUUGGGUUAGCGUCAAUAAAAACUCCUGCCGCGAGAAUUGGUGGACAAACCUACUCUAUGUUAACAACUACGUCAACGUGGACAGCAUGUGCAUGUCACAAUCUUGGUACCUGUCAACCGAUAUGCAGCUUCUCUGGUUGUCGCCGCUUAUUCUGUAUCCUAUGCUCAAACUCAGGAAGCUCGUUUUCGCCAUUGUUCUCGGUUUUGGCUUGUUUCUAUCGGUAUUAUUACCCUUUGCUGUGACUUACAUUUACAGUCUAACGGGCACAAUGCUCUACUACAAGCAAGGGGAGAACAUGACCAACGUUUACUUGCAAAUUUACACGAGGGUCUACAAUAGAUUCGGUCCUUACGUCAUCGGGCUAGGUCUCGGUUAUUUGUUGCACAAGACGCAGAAUCAUAGUGUCAAUUUGCGCGCCUGGCACGUAGCUUGUGGUUGGUUCGCAGCGGUCACGGCGGGAUUCUUGGUCAUUUUUGGACCCCGUAAUAUGUACAUGGACACUCACGUAUACGAUAAAUUAGAAGCGAGUUUCUACGCCGGUUUCCACCGACAGAUCUUCGCGCUGGCUAUCUCCUGGAUAAUUUUCUGCUGCGUGCACGGAUACGCAGGUCCCGUGAAUCACAUCCUUUCUUGGCACGGAUGGGUGCCGUUCCGCAAAUUGACUUACUGCGCUUAUCUCUCUCAUUAUGUGUUUCUGAUAGUUGAUAUCGGAACCGUUCGAACCGUGGGCGAUCUUACACCAAUGAACGUGAUACGCGCCUUCUUCGCUAAUUUGGUUUUCACAAUGAUGCUAUCCACGGUGUGGACCCUCUGCUUUGAGAUGCCCUUUAUGACCCUUGAUGGAUUUUUCUCUGGGCGUAAACCGAAGCCGUGGCAGCACGCGAAGCAUUACGGUUCUGUGGAGCCUCGAAACGACGACACUUAUCGAUCGAGGGAGAAGGUGACGAUCGCGGACGACAAGAGUAACACAUUCGUCAAUUACAGCGUUACAGAAAAUGCACAGGACAAAUGCACUAAAGAAAAUCGCCAAAACGACACUGAACACGACAACGUCAACGUCCACGGGGGGGAGACAGAAAGGAAUCCCGAUGAAAUUUACGCCAUCAGUUCGCAUAAGAACACGUGGAAGACUGUAAGCCCUGAUAAUGGAUAUUUAGCUUAAUUUUUGCGAUUUCCUCGGCAAACGAUCGUUUGGGAUAGGAUUAGAAUUUAACGGUUGGUUGUACUAUACCAGAACCGAUGGUGUGAAAUUGAUAUUAAUAUUUUUUUAACGUAAACGUCCAAGUGUUUCCAACGUUGGUGAAUUUUGGAGAGAGCUGUUUAAUCUCAUUCCAUAUUAACUCGUACCUAACGGACGGGUCAAUCGGUACGAUACUACGUCAUACACUCCGUGUCGAGAGGAUUAAUUCGGAACGAGUCGAUUGCAAGUCCAAAACGAAAUAUACGAGUAUUGACAUGUACAUACACAUAUGUACGCGUAGCAUAGUCGCGAAGAUGUUCGCAGACCGAGAAUUAACAUUGUGAUGGUAGACUCUAAUUAAUGAUAGACAGCGUGUUCCUAAGCUUGACAUUAGCGCUGUCAGUAGUAAGCCAGACAAUUUAUAUAUCCCGGUGUUGAAAAAAAAUCGCGGGUGAAAAAAGCCGGAUAAUAUUCAUCUAUCGCAUUCUCUCUCAAUCUCUCGACUCUUGGUAAUUGAUGUCGCAAUUUGGCUCUUUGUUUUUCGAACAAUCUAAUUAAUCACGUGGUGUUACCUGGGGAGGGGGAAGAAGGAGAAAAGCCCCGGUACCCGAACAUUAAAUAUUGACAUGGCUAUACUCGAUGACAUUGUAGUCGCUGAGCAACAACGGCGUGCUCGCGAUGUUAGACCGCGAAAUAGAACACACACACACACACACACACAAUUCGGACAUUCCCUACGAGAUCUAGAUUUAUACUUUUUUAUCUUGUAUUUUUUACACCUCUUUUGUUUCUCUUAGAUAAAAGUAGCAUGGUUAGUGAAAUCAGUAGAGCGACCUGUAUUGUGCGUUAUUGUCAAUUAGGUUGUAUACGUAUGAUAGAAAGUUUACACAAAGAGACGUAUAACUUGAGUAUGUACAAUCGCCGAUUUAUCGGUUCGAAUUGCAGUAUUAUCGAUUGAGGAAGUCGGAAGCGUGUGUUCAGGAAAAAAAUUUACCUCUCUUUCGCGAUAAGAAAGAGAGAUCAUUGAUCAAACAUAUAUUUGGAAAUUUCUCAAUGUAUGCUGAAAUCUCUCUUUUUCUCCCUCUAUAUGUAUAUAUGUAUAUGUAUAUAUGUAUAUGUAUAUAUGUAUAUGUAUAUAUAUAUAUAUAUAUAUAUAUAUAUAUAUAGUAUAUAGUAUAUAUAUAUUCAUAUAUAUAUAUAUAUAUAUAUAUAUAUAUAUAUCUAUAUAUAUACAUAUAUAUAUCUUCCUUUAACUUUAAUUGCUCGUUUUGGAAAUUGUAACUGAUCAAAACGUAAUUUGAAUUUUUAGCUUCUGACUUUUUCAAGUGUUUUACAUUUACUAUCGAGCCGCUUUGGUAACUAGACGUAAUUGCGAUUUAGCGCCUACGUUGCUCACUUAAAAAUCAUAAGAAGAUCAACUGCUUAGUUAUUAGUGAAUAAGAGAAUAAGAACAAACAAAUACGAUGACGAUGAGAUUUUAUGGUUUCUUCACAGUUCACCGUUUUUCGUGUCAACUUGGAGAAUCAGUCAAACAAUUUUGAAAUAAAGUCCAUCGCCAAUAA
Molecule: messenger RNA, 4349 nt
Organism: Odontomachus brunneus
Lineage: Eukaryota; Metazoa; Arthropoda; Insecta; Hymenoptera; Formicidae
Product: O-acyltransferase like protein-like
Exons: 13
Coding region: 430-2769 (779 amino acids)
Molecular function (GO): acyltransferase activity, transferring groups other than amino-acyl groups
Source: RefSeq, a predicted model, not a curated record